AUGUCCAACAGCAGCUCCAUCAGGCACUUCCUCCUGCUGGCAUUGGCAGACACGCGGCAGCUGCAGCUCCUGCACUUCUGCCUCUUCCUGGGCAUCUCCCUGGCUGCCCUCCUGGCCAACGGCCUCAUCAUCAGCGCCGUAGCCUGCGGCCACCACCUGCACACCCCCAUGUUCUUCUUCCUGCUCAACCUGGCCCUCACUGACCUGGGCUCCAUCUGCACCACUGUCCCCAAAGCCAUGCACAAUUCCCUCUGGCACACCAACAACAUCUCCUACUCUGCAUGUGCUGCUCAGCUCUUUUUCUUUGUGUUCUUCCUCUCAGCAGAGAUUUCCCUCCUGACCAUCAUGAGCUAUGACCGCUACGUGUCCAUCUGCAAACCCCUGCACUACGGGACCCUCCUGGGCAGCAGAGCUUGUGCCCACAUGGCAGCAGCUGCCUGGGCCAGUGCCUUUCUCUAUUCCCUGCUGCACACAGCCAAUACAUUUUCCCUGCCCCUGUGCCAGGGCAAUGCCCUGGGCCAGUUCUUCUGUGAAAUCCCACAGAUCCUCAAACUCUCCUGCUCACACUCCUACCUCAGGGAACUUGGGCUCAUUGCAGUUAGUGCCUGUUUAGGACUUGGUUGUUUUUUGUUCAUUGUUUUCUCCUAUGUGCAGAUCUUCAGGGCUGUGCUGAGGAUCCCCUCUGAGCAGGGACGGCACAAAGCCUUUUCCACCUGCCUCCCUCACCUGGCUGUGCUCUGCUUGUUUGUCAGCACUGGUGUAUUUGCCUACCUGAAGCCCCCCUCCAUCUCCUCCCCAUCCCUGGAUCUGGCCCUGUCAGUUCUGUACUCAGUGGUGCCUCCAGCCCUGAACCCCCUCAUCUACAGCCUGAGGAACCAGGAGCUCAAGCCAAUCAGCGCCGGGGAUCGGGGAAUGGGGGCGGUGCCUGGAUCCCGAAGUGCCCCCUCACCAUCCUCUCAGAAGCCCCCAAAAGCGGCUCCGGAUUCCCUGAUUGCUCCCAGCGCCACAGAUUCCUGUUACAACCACUUCUGGGAAUUAAUCUCCUGUCACCUCCCGCGGCCCCAUAGCCCCAUAUAA
Messenger RNA from Cinclus cinclus, 1077 nucleotides. Its product is annotated as olfactory receptor 14A16-like. Lineage: Eukaryota; Metazoa; Chordata; Aves; Passeriformes; Cinclidae. Gene Ontology annotation, biological process: G protein-coupled receptor signaling pathway. The coding region runs from base 1 to 1077 and encodes 358 amino acids. Gene Ontology annotation, molecular function: olfactory receptor activity; G protein-coupled receptor activity. Gene Ontology annotation, cellular component: membrane. The transcript is spliced from 3 exons. The record is from RefSeq and is a predicted model, not a curated record.